This is a messenger RNA of Amphimedon queenslandica, 966 nucleotides long. RefSeq lists its product as uncharacterized. The transcript has 2 exons. Lineage: Eukaryota; Metazoa; Porifera; Demospongiae; Haplosclerida; Niphatidae. The record is from RefSeq and is a predicted model, not a curated record. The coding region runs from base 32 to 886 and encodes 284 amino acids. Gene Ontology annotation, molecular function: NAD+ poly-ADP-ribosyltransferase activity. Gene Ontology annotation, cellular component: nucleus.
UAGAUGAUGACGUCAUUUUUUCUUUACAAUAAUGGCGACUUCUCCGUCGACUUCUCAGGCUCAAAUGUGCUUGAUGUGUAAAAAGAAUGGCCGCGACGACUGCUCUGUUUUCUGUCGAUCGUGUGAAUUAGAAUAUCCUUACUGCUAUGAAUGUGGUGAAAAAGAGAGGAACAUUCCCUAUAAGUUAUGCUCCGAUUGCUAUUCAAAGACAAGGUCUGAACGUCGAGCUAUAAAAGAAAUAAAAAAGCAGCCAUUAUUGAGUCGUCUUGAUGCCAAGAAAGCAGAGUACCAACGUGCUCAUGAAAUUUUUAAGUCGAAAUGGGUUAAAUAUUUACCUGUUCCAGAGCCAGAGGCUAUAUUUGCAGUAUCAAAUAGCAAAAUUUGGGAAUCAUUUCAGAAAUAUGCAAAGGAUUUAAAGGAAAAAGACUCUGAUGCAACAACGGAUUACUUUUUCCAUGGGACAACUCUGCAGUGUGAUCUCCUGGAGCAAAAUGAAACUUGCGAUGAUUCGAACUGUGGAAUUUGUGGCAUUGUGGCAAGAGGUUUCGAUAAGUCUCUUAUUGGAAAGAACAUACCCCGUUUUAAAAGAUAUGGAGAAGCAUUUUAUUUGGCACCUAACUCAUCAAAGUGUCAUGAUUAUACUCAAGGAAAGGAAGAUAUUGGUAUGCGUGCUCAAUUGUUAUGUCUUGUUGCAUGUGGAACUAAAUUUGAGACAACAAAAGAUCAUACUCGUCUGAUGAAAGCGCCUGAAAAAUGCGAUUCUGUGUAUGGAAAUAGUGGAGGAACAUUAAAUUAUGAGGAGGUAGCUAUUUACGAGUCAAGAGCAAUAUUACCUGAAUUUGUUAUUGUAUACAGUAAAAAUGGUGUUCAUAAGAUAGCAAAAUGAAGUAAAAGUAUUUUUAUCCUUUUUUGUCAUCAAUUUACAAGUGUUAUUUGUUUUAGAAAUCAUUGAUGUAUAAUUCCUAU